AUGUCGACAAAUCUCAACAUUGAGAAUACGACGAUUCAAUGCCAUCCGCCUAGCGAUCAAUUAUUCUCAUUGGUAGCGAUUUAUAUAGUUCAAGGUGUCUACGGAUUCCUAUCGAUAGCGGUUUAUUGUCUCAACAUUCGCGCGUUGUAUCGCCAACGGAAUUAUCAUGACAAGACAUUUCGACUCCUCUACACCUACUGUGCAGCAUUUAGUAUCACAUAUUUCCUCGAUCACUAUUUGAUACGAAGAUUCGUGAAGCUCGGCUUCUUCUGCGAGGAAAUCUUAUAUCUAUUCUCCGAGCCUAAUUAUAUUCUCAAUCCUUACAAAAAAUUGGCGUCAUAUUGCCCAUUAGCGAUUCUAGUAUUCCACACGUUCAUUGCGGUCCAUCGAUUCUCGAUUGUGUUCCGACCGACGAAGGCCUUGCAGUUAUAUGAGAUGAAUCUCCUCAAUGGAAUUGUGAUCAUCGGUGUAUCAAUCCCACUGAUAUUCAUGUGGUUCAUGGUCCCAACGAGAAGCUACGCGAAACUCGACAAAGAAUCCGACGGCGGUUUGGAUAUUGAGUAUAAAAAAGUGUUCAAUAUCAGCUCAUCGCUGUUCGCGUGCAUCGCCGCCGUCAUAUUCGGCAUGAUCACGCUGAUAUGCACAAUUUUGAUGAUUCUCUACCUGCUGAAAUCGAAUGUGAGAAAGUUGCGACUCAACGAAAUUCGCAUGAUUAUCUUCGAAAUUUUUAUGGCUAUUUUCACUUUUAUUUAUGCAUUUGUGCAGGGUUUCCUUUAUUAUUCAAUUCAUAUGGUCAAAGAUUUAGCUCUCAAAGCGGUAAUUAUUCAAUUUCGAACAUUCGCCAUUGAUAUUUUCAUUUUGCCACAAGCAUGGACGUUGCUCAUUUUGAGCCCUAUGAUUCGCUCAUACACGUUCAAAUUCAUGUCAAACAAAUCUUCUAGCCUCCACCAUCCAAGCAACAUUGAGAACAGUCACAGCGGAAAAUCUACUAUCUCUCGGCCAACAACUGUUGUUUAA
Molecule: messenger RNA, 1017 nt
Organism: Caenorhabditis bovis
Lineage: Eukaryota; Metazoa; Nematoda; Chromadorea; Rhabditida; Rhabditidae
Source: the annotation of a GenBank genome assembly